UGUCCGGGGAGAGGCGGGCCCGGAGGGCGCGCUCGCGGGACCGGGGCCCGGGCGUCCCCGCCGCGCCGCGCGGUCCUCGCCGAGGCAGAGGCGGCGGCGGCAGCAGGUGGAGCGGGUUCCCGGUCCGGGCCGGGGCUCCGGGGAGGUCGGGUCGCCGCGCGGGGCACCGGCCCCUCCGCACCCCCCCCCCCCCCCCCCCAGACCUGUGCCCCCGGAAGGGGGCCGCCGGCUGCCCCGGGGCCCGCGGGGGGGAGCUCGCCGGGCGGCGCGGGCGGGGCCCCGGUGGCGCGCCCGCCUCCCCCUCCGGCUCGCGCGCGGGAAGCGGCGGCUCUUCCCCGGGACUCCGGGCGCUCCUCGCGCGGCCCUCGCCGGCUUUGCCUCGGGGGCCCUCUAGCCUUGUCCGCCGGAGUUCUCCACCGACCGCUUUCCUCCAUUUGGGGACACUUCCCGCCGGCGACGCCCGAGCGCCCCCUGAGGGUCCGGCCGCCGGAGCUGCGGGGUCCCGGCCCUCGAGAGGCUCUCCCGCCGGCCUGCCUCCUCCCAGCCUCCGGCCUCGACGCGGGGGUGCGGACCUGGUCCCGUCUGCGCCCCCCAACACCCCCGGAAGGAGUGCGGUCCUCCGAGGCCCCGCCGCCGGCCAUGGCCUUCACUUUUGCCGCUUUCUGCUACAUGCUGUCCCUGGUGCUGUGCGCCGCGCUCAUCUUCUUCGCCAUCUGGCACAUAAUUGCCUUCGAUGAGUUAAGGACAGAUUUUAAGAGCCCCAUAGACCAGUGCAACCCUGUUCACGCGAGGGAACGGCUGAGGAACAUUGAACGCAUCUGCUUCCUCCUGAGAAAGCUGGUGCUGCCGGAAUACUCCAUCCACAGCCUCUUCUGUAUCAUGUUCCUGUGUGCGCAGGAGUGGCUCACCCUGGGGCUGAACGUCCCCCUGCUUUUCUAUCACUUCUGGAGGUACUUUCACUGUCCGGCAGACAGUUCCGAGCUGGCCUACGACCCGCCCGCGGUCAUGAACGCAGACACCCUGAGUUACUGUCAGAAGGAGGCCUGGUGCAAGCUGGCGUUCUACCUGCUGUCCUUUUUCUAUUACCUCUACUGCAUGAUCUACACUCUAGUGAGCUCUUAACCCGGGCCGCACAGGUCAUCAGAGACUGGGACGGGAGAGGCUCGAGGCGGAGUCCUCGCGACUGGCUGGCGGUUGGAGAAGGGCCCGGACUGGGGUGCGUGAGAGACACCUGCGGACGGCGGAUUCCUGCGGCAGCGGGGACCGAGGUCACGGAGCGUGGGGGUCGCUGCCCAGCCCGCACCCAGGUGGCGAUCCCGUCUGGGCCACGGGACCUCUCCUGAGCAAGGACUGUUGCUGCCUGAGUGACCCCCGCCCCUCUGAGCACCCCGUGCGGUCCGCAGUGAGCCCGGGACCGCGGGCGGGGGGUGCGCGGCUGGCAGGCCACAAACUGCCUGCCCAGGAACAGAAUGACCCAGGACCUGCCGAGGCCUCCAGGGUGUCGCGGGCUACGGGAGCCCUCUGUGUGUCCUCGGAGCCCCGCCGCGCCCUGCGCUUCCGCGGGAGGGUCUGCGGGGGUGCGGAUUCGCCAUUGGCUCCCACCGGCCCCGAGCCCGCGGGCGGCCUGUUUUCGCGCUCUGCUUUGUGGGAGUCGGCCCGGCGACACUGGGAGCUGGGGCUCGGGCUGCUGGCCAUGAAUUAUGUCCAAAGUCACAGGGGAGGCGGGAAUCGGAGGGAAGAAUGAUUUUUUAAAGCAUUUUCACGUUCAAAGUGUUCUUUGCCACCACAAACUGUGUUCUCCCGCUGUCGGUCCAAAACCGUCGCAGAAUCAACGAAGGCAAAUCGACCGGUCGACGUCGUCAACGCCUGUCUUCUCUUAAGGACCCCAAACAGCGGCGCCCGGGAAACGCCCUGCACCUGCUCUGUGCUGUGUGCAUCGGGCGGCCAGGAGGCGAGACGGCGCAAUUACAGCCUCCUUUUGUGAUGCUACGUCAUUCGUUCUGUUAGUGCCACUCGAGGACUUUGGCUUAUUUAGAAUUUUCCCUCUGACGUCCUCUCCUGUUUGGGUAGGAGGUGUCCUUGGGGUUGUAAAUAAUGACAAGGCUGAGGUUUUUAUGUUUAAAUUGGGCACGAUGAUUUCUACCUUAUUCCCCACACUUCCCUCUCUUUUGUGUGACACACACACAGGCUAUUUAUACACGUGCGCGGCUCCCGUUGGAACCGGUGACUCAGGUUUGUGAAUGGUGUCUGUGCCGCGCGUCGUGAGCUAUGUUUAAAACGCAGCGACAGCUUGUGCGCCACACCUACCCGGCCGCCUCAUUUAAACCCCUCACAGGCUGGCUGCCUCUCCGUACGGGCGGUGAACUGGUAGGUAGGGAGGAAAAGUUUCAAAAAGCUGUUCUGUUUCUAAAAAUUCUGUAGGGAACAAAACUCAGGCUUCCGCUCUGAGGCUGAAGGUAUAAAACCGGGGGGUUCCGGGGGGCAUUUUGGGGAGCAGACUCCCCUCUGUCCAGGGCGCACCGUGCCGGCUGCGUAACGGAGGCCGGGGGAGAGCGGCCUUCGGGGCUGCUGGGCCUCGCCUCUGAGCCCGAGCCUGAGAAGGCCACCUGCACGUGACCCUCGCCCCCACAUGUCUCUCCCUGGAGCGGUCUCCUUCGUUUUUGUACUUUGCCUCCUUCCCAAAAGGUGACAAGUGGCUCGUGAUGGCAGACACAGGGACACAGAGACCGCUAGAAUGGAGGGAGGGGAUUCACACACACGCCUUCCCCGAGGUUCUGCUUCCUGCAGUUGAGCAUUUCUUCGCAGCAAAUCGUGGCGGCUCACGUUUGCCUGGGGCUUCAUCGUCCACAGAUGGGUUUCGUUCCUUUGAUCUCCUCGCCAUCCUGUGGGGUUGACACGAUUCUUUUCCCCGUUUUCUUUCUUUUUUUAUUUUUAAAAUGUUUUUAUUUUUUGAGAAACAGAACACAAGUGGGGGAGGGGCACAGAAAGAGGGAAACACAGACUCGGAAGCCGGCUCCAGGCUCUGAGCUGUCAGCACAGAGCCCGACGUGGGGCUCGAACCCACGAACUGAGAUCAUGACCUGAGCCGAAGUCGGGCACUUAACUGACUGAGACACCCAGGUGUCCCGCAUUUCCCCCAUUUCCCAAGUGAGGAAGGAAAGGCUCAGAGAGGGUAAGUGACUGACCUGUAGUCAAGCAGCAGCCACAGACCUGUCUUUAAACCCAGAUUGUCUGACUUUGAAAACCCCAUGUCUUUUCCAUCACCUGAAAGCCAGCAAAGUAGCUUGGGCUCCUGAUAAGGUUCAGUUAGCAUAAACUUUCUGAGAAAAGGAGAUUUAAAGACAGAGCGGGAGAAAAAGUGGCUGGUUUUCUUUUCCUUGGGCCCCAGCCUCAGACUUGCUUUACUGUGUCAGGUUCUUCCCGAAGGGGGUCCCUUGAAAGCUUUAAAAGCUGCCAGCACGCCCUGGGAGGGUCUUACGCUUCUGAAAGAGGGACAUCCGAGUACUUCCCUCCCCUGAGCUGUGGCUGGGACCCAAGUCCACCGGUCUGUCCGGAGCUUGAGCCGAUUUUCAGUUCCUGGGAGAAGCGGACGGUGACCACAGGGCUGAGAGCAGUGGGCACCCCGCUGGAGCCGUGCUGGGUGCCGGGCUCUGGGCUACGACCCCUGACACACGGCGACCCCACGUUACCCACCAGGAAGCCAGGGAGGCUCUGGCCAGUGCGGCUGCCCCAGCGAAGGAGCCAGCAGACAGGUCUCGGUGCUGUGCCCGGUGGCCAGCUAAGAACCACACUUGUUGGGCGGGCACAGCUGCCCACUGGGUACCUUUGCCAUCACUGUUCAUCCCACAGAAGUGACCUAAGGAGGGAGGAGAGUGGGGCAGGGGCAGUGCUCUGGGUGAAUCCCAAAGUGGCUGAUGGACGGCUCUCCCUCCCCGGCCCGGGCCUGGGCACCCAAGAGAGAGCUUCUUGGGGACACAGACAUUGGGAGGGCGCUGUUGUGACUGGCUCCUGCCUCCUCAGAGAGGCAGUGCUGCAGGCCUGAUGGCCGCGCCCGAAGGGGGAGCGCAGGCCCCAAGGGGGGGGGGUCACUUCAGCUUCAUUUUCACGGUGGUGAGGGAAGUUUGUAACGGCACCCGCCGCACUCACUUGUUAUAAAGAUCUGACGUGGUCAGGGCCCUGCGUGCGGUAAGUUCGGUAAGAGGCCCCCACUCCACAGGAGGCGGUGUCCUCACUGUGCCCUGUGCCCUGUGCCCUGCGCCCAGGCAGGGCAGGGGCCCCGGAGGGAGGGAGGUCAUCUGGACCAGCUGUCCUCCCGGUGCCUCGUUCCGGAGGCACCACCUCGGGGAGGGCCACGGCUGGAGGAGGGAGAACGGGAGUGGCUGCCCCAGGAGGGUGGCUCCUGGCAUACCUCCUGUCUGCUCAGCGUAAAUGACUUCGUGAUCGGCCUUGGGCAAGCUUCCCGGCCUCCCUGCGGCUCAGCCUUCUCAUCUGUAAAGUGGGGCAGUAAUACCUCCCUGGCUGGUGUGCUUGUGACAACCAGGGGCCCGUUCUUGUAACGAGCGCUCCACAAACCGUGGUGCUCCGCGCUCAGCCCCCCUUCGCGCCCCCGCAGACUUGAAAGGAGCCUUUACUGGAACAACAGAGCACUUCCCCUCGUGGGUCACGCCCAUGGCACGGCUAGUGAACCUUAGCUGCCUUCUUCCUGCCCAUCCUGGGCCUGCUGUCCCAGGCACGCGACCCGGGUAACCGCUCAACCCUCUCAACAGGAUCUUC
This is a messenger RNA of Panthera uncia (snow leopard), 4773 nucleotides long. It is a transcript of the gene CNIH3, whose product is annotated as cornichon family AMPA receptor auxiliary protein 3. The record is from RefSeq and is a predicted model, not a curated record. Gene Ontology annotation, cellular component: dendrite; synapse. NCBI's taxonomy places the organism in Eukaryota, Metazoa, Chordata, Mammalia, Carnivora, Felidae. Gene Ontology annotation, biological process: vesicle-mediated transport; regulation of AMPA receptor activity. Bases 640 to 1122 code for a protein of 160 amino acids. The transcript is spliced from 6 exons.